This is a messenger RNA of Ostreobium quekettii, 375 nucleotides long. Lineage: Eukaryota; Viridiplantae; Chlorophyta; Ulvophyceae; Bryopsidales; Ostreobiaceae. The record is from the annotation of a GenBank genome assembly.
AUGGGGCCCGAACGGCCGCGUCACCGCGCCCUCCGCGAACUUCCUCAGCGUAACGCCGCGCCGCGGCCUCCUGGGGCUCCCAUUGGGGCAGUGAGACAAUGUGCGAGGCGCGCUGGCCUCAAGGGCCGGCGGGAGAGGGGGGGGAAGGGAGACAGGAAGAGGGAUCUGAAGGGAGAUGGGCUCAGGGUCGCCAAGCGACGCAAGGGCGAGGAUCGGGAGGGCAAGGCGGGGUUGCCAGGCACGGCGCCCUGGGACCUGCCGCCGUGGGGGAGGAGGUUGCUGGCGGCGAUGUCGCACGAGGAGCUGCAGGACUGCCUGGCGUCCAUGGGGCUGGUCGGCCUGGUCAAGAGGCUGUAUCGGAAUCCGGCGUUCUGA